Messenger RNA from Protopolystoma xenopodis, 303 nucleotides. NCBI's taxonomy places the organism in Eukaryota, Metazoa, Platyhelminthes, Monogenea, Polystomatidea, Polystomatidae. The record is from the annotation of a GenBank genome assembly.
AUGGACGUUGUUGGAUUUCUCUCUAAUGACCAAAUGAAACUCAAAGGACUAAAAGACGGUUCUUUCGGGGUAGGCAGUCUUGUUGCCACGACCCUGGAUGCCAUAAUUGACGCAGGCAGACUCUUCUCUGCUCGGCAAGCUGGUUCAACUGUAAUAGAUCUGGCUUGCCUUGAUUCGCCUAAUAGCCAUUUGAGUCUCUUCGACACGCCUAAUGCUGCUAACGGUGCCGUCGAAGAACUGGCCAGCAGUCAUGCAGACAAGUUUUCGAACUGUGUUUUCUCCAUCGUUCGAGAAGGCUGGUAA